AUGUGUAACAUGGAAGCUUAUUUAGAAACUUGGGGAUUAACCUCCUUGAUUCUAGUAUUUAAAGAACAAGGAAUUAGUGAAGAUUCGCUAUUCCUCCUAACUGAGGAUAACAUUAAGGAAAUAAUUCCACCAAUUGGGCCACGUCUAAAGAUAUUGAAACAGAUUCAAGAACAUAAGGAACAAGAAAAACAAUUUCCAAUUAUUGUGGAUGAACUUCCAUCAGUUUCAACAAACUCAGAAUUUUCAGUAAGUUCAAAUGCAACAAUGGAAGACAAUAUUGAAAUCGAAACAGAAUUGGAAAACCUGUUUAAUGAAUCUACACAACCAGCAUCAUUAAGUAGCUUGCAGCUUUGGACAGUGUUCUCUGCUGCCUAUACAGGUUCCAGAGGAGCAACCCAGAAACAAAAUAAAACUGAAUUCAGCUUUUCCAGAGGUAACCUAAGUUCAUUAAUUUGUAGUUUUACGUUUGUUACAAUUGCAAUCAGCUGCUUGAAAAAUUCAAACUUUGAAAGUAUAUCAGUAAAAGACCUACAAAGGUGA
Molecule: messenger RNA, 540 nt
Organism: Psylliodes chrysocephalus
Lineage: Eukaryota; Metazoa; Arthropoda; Insecta; Coleoptera; Chrysomelidae
Source: the annotation of a GenBank genome assembly